Chroicocephalus ridibundus (black-headed gull) is the source of this 5199-nucleotide messenger RNA. It is a transcript of the gene GTPBP1, whose product is annotated as GTP binding protein 1. Gene Ontology annotation, molecular function: GTPase activity; GTP binding; translation elongation factor activity. Gene Ontology annotation, biological process: translational elongation. NCBI's taxonomy places the organism in Eukaryota, Metazoa, Chordata, Aves, Charadriiformes, Laridae. Bases 25 to 2073 code for a protein of 682 amino acids. The transcript has 13 exons. The record is from RefSeq and is a predicted model, not a curated record.
GGGAGGAGGGCCGGGGUAGGGAAGAUGGCGGCGGCGGAGCGGAGCCGAUCCCCGAUGGGGGGCUCCCCGGUACCGGCCUGUAUGUUCGCCCCGGAGCCGGGUUCCCCGGGCGGGGGGCCUCGCGUAGCGGCGGCCGCCUGUCCCCUCCGCGCCGCCUUCGACGCCGAGGACGGCGAGGCGCUCAACGGCGAGCCCGAGAUCGACCUCACCAGUAAGCUGGUGAUGGUGAGUCCAACUUCAGAGCAGUAUGACAGUUUGCUCCGGCAGAUGUCAGAGAGAAUUGAUGAGGGAUGUGGGGAGACCAUCUAUGUCAUUGGUCAAGGAUCAGAUGGGACUGAAUAUGGUCUGAGCGAGGCAGACAUGGAGGCAUCCUAUGCCACGUUGAAGAGCAUGGCAGAGCAGAUCGAGGCCGAUGUGAUCCUCCUGCGGGAGCACCAGGAGGCAGGGGGCAAGGUGCGCGACUACCUCGUUCGGAAACGUGUGGGUGACAACGACUUCCUGGAGGUCAGGGUAGCAGUGGUUGGCAAUGUGGAUGCAGGCAAGAGCACGUUGCUAGGUGUCUUGACACAUGGUGAACUAGACAAUGGCCGAGGCUUUGCUCGGCAAAAGCUCUUCCGCCAUAAGCAUGAGAUUGAGUCAGGCCGCACCAGCAGUGUGGGCAAUGACAUUCUGGGCUUCGACAGUGAGGGCAACGUGGUGAACAAGCCCGACAGCCACGGUGGCAGCUUGGAAUGGACAAAGAUCUGUGAGAAAUCCACCAAGGUCAUUACUUUCAUUGACCUGGCUGGUCACGAAAAGUACCUGAAAACCACCGUCUUCGGCAUGACUGGCCAUUUACCUGACUUCUGCAUGCUUAUGGUUGGCAGUAAUGCUGGGAUUGUUGGAAUGACCAAGGAGCACUUGGGCCUGGCGCUUGCACUUAAUGUUCCUGUCUUCGUUGUGGUGACCAAGAUUGACAUGUGCCCUGCCAACAUCCUGCAAGAAACCCUGAAGCUGUUACAGCGACUGCUGAAGUCCCCAGGGUGCAGGAAGAUUCCCGUGCUGGUUCAGAGCAAGGAUGAUGUCAUUGUAACAGCCUCCAACUUCAGCUCAGAGAGGAUGUGCCCAAUUUUCCAGAUUUCAAAUGUCACUGGGGAGAACCUAGAUUUGCUGAAGAUGUUUCUUAAUCUCUUGUCUCCACGGACCAGUUACAGGGAAGAAGAGCCAGCAGAAUUCCAGAUAGAUGAUACUUACUCUGUCCCGGGUGUAGGAACAGUUGUGUCUGGGACGACACUGAGAGGCCUAAUCAAGCUAAAUGACACCCUGCUGCUGGGGCCAGAUCCCCUUGGCAACUUCCUACCUAUUGCUGUCAAGUCCAUCCACCGCAAGAGAAUGCCCGUCAAAGAAGUGCGGGGAGGCCAGACCGCCUCCUUUGCUUUGAAAAAGAUCAAGCGUUCUUCCAUCCGAAAAGGCAUGGUAAUGGUGUCACCCCGCCUGAAUCCACAAGCAUCGUGGGAGUUUGAAGCAGAGAUUCUGGUGCUCCACCAUCCCACCACCAUCAGCCCACGAUAUCAGGCCAUGGUGCAUUGUGGCAGCAUCCGUCAGACGGCCACGAUUCUCAGCAUGGACAAGGACUGCCUGCGGACGGGGGACAAAGCCACAGUGCACUUUCGCUUCAUCAAAACCCCGGAAUAUUUGCAUAUAGACCAGCGUCUGGUCUUCCGUGAAGGCCGUACCAAAGCUGUGGGUACCAUCACUAAGUUACUCCAGACCACCAAUAACUCGCCAAUGAAUUCCAAGCCACAGCAGAUCAAGAUGCAGUCAACCAAGAAGGGAGCUGUUACGAAACGAGAGGAUGGUGUUCCCCCAGCUGGGACGGCAGCUGGAGGCCCACCAGCUGGGGACGAGGCCCCCUCAACAGCUGCAGCACCACUGACACCUACUGCCCUGCAACCAUUGCCUGCGCUGGAUGAGGAGCCCCACAUCCGUGAGGGCAAUAAGUCAAAAGUUGGAGGAGGAGGCCGGCGACGUGGGGGUCAGCGCCAUAAAGUGAAGUCUCAGGGAGCCUGUGUGACUCCUGCCAGUGGCUGCUGAAUUUCUUACUCCUCCUCCCUCUGAGGAAUUCCUCCCCUUCCCUUCAUUUCUUAUCCAAAAGAUCCAGAGCAGCUUAAACCAAAACCCAUCCCAGCUGAUUGGCUGCAGAAGAAUCGUCCCUCCUCCCUGAAGGAAGUUUUGGAGAGGAGCAUAAUUUAUAAGCUAAUGAAGGUGAUAAGACACACAGAACUGAGUAACUGACACCUUCCUCCUCCCCCUGUCAACACAUUUUUGUACAUCAUGGGCUUAGUUUUUAUUCUUAUUAGUUUUUAUUAUAUUUUGUGUGCAUGAAGAUGAGAGGAGAGUCUGGAUAGAACUGCGAAGAGCCAGUUAGCUGCCUCCCUCCUCCCUCACCCCAUUCUGUCCACAGGACUUGCUGCUCUCCUCCUAUUUGCUGUCUCAGAUCCAGGGGUUAUCAAACACCUGAAAUUUCAGACUUGCAAAGGUUAAAACACGUUGCUUAGGAUGGCUCCAAGAGGGCAUUGUUUCCUCACCACUGUGGCCCCGGGACAAAUAUGUUUCUGGAUUCCCUCCAUCUUAAACUAUUUCUAAGUGGGUUUAAUUUAAAGUUGUAGUGACUGAAGUUUGAAGGUCAUUAUUUGGAGAUCUAAGAAGGAAGCAGAUUGAAAAGCAGUUCUGGAUGUUAAGUUGAGGAAUCCUAUACUAAAUAUCCUUCUCAAAUACGUUGAUAGCACUUAAGAUUUAAAUUCGAGACAGAAUUAAAUGGGCAGUCAUUUGCCUAUCCUGUUCCCCUUCCCAUCGUGCUGUUUUUCCUAUUGUUUGUUCAGUGCACGUUGGAGCAAAUCUGACCUGCCUCUCGUGGCUGCGGCAGCUCAAUUGACAGUAUUAAGAAUAUAGUGCAGGAACACUCGGUCCAUCCCUUGAGCCAGAGAAAGCCUUCUCGCCUCCAUGGACAGAGAUCACAGGUGGGAAUAUACCUUUGGAACGGAGACACCAGGAAAACAUGACCUUCCUUUGAUUUUAUUUACUCCAAGAUUUGCCCAGUCUUUUCUGGAACUCACUGGCCAAACUUUGCCAUGGCAGAGGUAUAAUUUAUCUUCUCCCCUCUUGGCCGAAGAGGAUUAAUGAUGAAUUGGUACCAAAUUUAUAGAAGUGCUUUCAGGUUUGAAAGUACAUGGUAAUUUUUCUGACUUUCACUUACUAUUUUUUUUUAAGAUUGUAUUUUUUUGUUUUAAUGACAAAUUCUAGCUUCUGCAGGAAGGCCCUGCCAGGACGGUCUACGAAUUAACUUUAUUGUUAUCACGUGUUUUUUUUUUUUUAACCCUGGGUUGCACAAGUGAUCAAUUCCCUGCUUAUUUUCAUCUCUCUUCUUCUAACCCUGCCUCUUCGCUUCGCUCCCGUGAGGACAGGAGUUCUCCUCUGCCGGUUUGUGGUGAGCUGUGGGAGCGUGGUAGCAUUUUGAGGGAGGAAGCGGCAUCCUCAGCAAAUCGUUGCUCUCCCCAGCAGGUGCGGUCAGCCGCGGUUUCUUUGAGGGCUUCCUCCUCCAAUGAAGGACUUUUCUUUUAAUUAGAGGGAGACUGAAAGGUUUCUGUCCCUCCUUAGCGGGUUGUUCCUGUUUCUCACUCUGUGGCACUUGUGUGGAGUUCAUUCCAGUUCACCUCGGGAUGCGAGGUAGGCUUUCAAGCGGGCUUGGGCGGCGGGGUGGGGGGGGAAGAGCGCAUCUCCCGAUGCCAGCACCAGCACUCCACGAGCAUUAAGCGGCCUGGGAGAGGUGAGGAAUGUGGUUUGGAGAUGAGGAUACUUUGCCUUAGAGACUGCAGUGCCCGGAGUUGUGGGUGGAAGCGGGGAGGUCAGACGGUCCUUUCCAAGCUAUGUGCCUAAAUACCAGCACUCCCCUGGUGGGGGAGGAACUAUAGGCGGCUACAACACUAAUAGCACCCGCAUUGUGAGGGGGUGUGAAGUGUGGCUAAGCAGGGCACGGGGGCCUCGUUCAUUUGUCUUCUGGCCCUGUAGCAGCAUCAAACUGCAUCUGAUUUCACUGCCCUCUGCUCCCGAGAGGAGCAGGGAGCUCCAGGCGGUUUUCUUUUUUCUCCAUUCCUUGUGCUCCAAAUGAAGGAGACUGCCAAGACUGGAAGAGGGUUUACUUCAGUUUGUGCAAAGGAGGUGGUGUGAUCUCUCUUUUGUGACCAGCAUUCAAAGAUCACUCAGGCUGGUGUGAUCUAUAAAAUAAAUUUUAAAAAAGUUUGUUCCAAGUUAAAGUAUGUCUUGUUGCUUUUUUUUUGUCCUGACGGAAGACCAGCAGCUGCUGCUUUAAUGCCGAAAGCCAGACCAAGCGGGUUUGCCUGGCACCGCUGCUCCUUUGCUGGCUACGAGAGGAGGCUGCGUUUGUAGUGGUGGCAGGGGAGGGCACACUGUGCCGCAGGAGAGCUGCUGCUGAGCCCCGACAGCUUUCCCGCUGCUAAGGUUUAGUGCUUCUCGGUGGCAGAGCGGUGAAAUGAGAACGCUUGCAUGGGUUGAGCUGUGCUGGGGAGAUGCGUAUGCAUGUGUGUGAAGAGCUGCUACGGCAAAUCACUUAGGUCCAACUUCAGGGGAGACACGGUGCUAGAGGAUGCAGUUUGAACACAGCCCUGCCACUGCCUGCGUAAGCUUGUGCUUCCCCGGGCCCUCGCAGCGAUUCGCACCUCACCUGUUUCUGUAAAUACAGCGGGACGCUCCAGGGGUUGGAACGGGCCUUUUCCUGCCUCCUCGGUGGAUCUCGGAGGUUCGUGAAGGCUUUUCGUGCCCUGCACGCCCCUUUCCUAACACAGGUAAGUGUUGGGCUGGGAGCUGGUCGUAGACUGAGCAAAAGCCCACCAGCCCCUCCACUACCGACACUGCGCGGAGUGGAGAUGCUGCUGGAGGUAUGCUCACCCUUCUGCUCAUGGCUACACUUGAACCUUUGGGCCUGAGCACCUCACACCCCAUCUGUUGUCCAUAUCAAUUUUUCUGUCUGCCACCCUCCCCAUUUUUCUGUGUCCCUCCCCAAGAUGGGACACUGAUAAUGUGCCCAGCGUCCCUCUCUCCCCAGGCAAAACCCGUGAGGGCAGAUCUAGGGCCAGCAGAGAACAAGCCUUUCCCUAGGGUGGCCCUCUGCAAGGGGCUCUUCAACGCAAGCCUGCCUCCAGC